Prorocentrum cordatum is the source of this 2641-nucleotide messenger RNA. NCBI's taxonomy places the organism in Eukaryota, Dinophyceae, Prorocentrales, Prorocentraceae. The record is from the annotation of a GenBank genome assembly.
GCGGACCGCGAGUUCAACCUGGCGCGCGGGUCGUGCGACCAGAGCUACGGUGACAUCGACAGGGGCUCCCCCAACCAAUCGGUGAUCAAGUCGACGAAGGGCAACACGUCGAAGGACGGCAAGUGGAAGCCGACAGGGAGGCAGUGCGACGACUGCAGGCUGAAUCGGAGGAAGCAUCACAAGGACCCAGAGACUGGCUACCCCACCACUCUCGACAGGAUGAUUGCGAAGAGGAAGGACCUGAAGAUGAAUGAUAAUACCCAGAGUGAUCGGUCGGCGCCCGUGCGAGGUGACACCAGGAUGGGGUCCAUGGACUUCAAGGAAGGCUACGCCGAGGGAUGCUUCUACAAGCUGUUCGAUUACGCUCGGCUGCUGGAUCCGAACGAGGAGUUCGGAGGCUGGACUUCGCAGCAGGUGAUCGAGUGGAUGGGCGGUGACUACCCAGGUGCUGAGAUAUUGCAGGACAGUCUGGGCAACCUCGGAGUGAAAGAGCAGGACAUGCCGCAGGGGGCAGCAUAUAAGGACAGGGAGGGGACUUCGGACACGAAAUCCUUCAGGCAGAUCUCCAAGUUCGAGGCUGGCGCCGAGGACGUCGCCGCGGCGGCGUUCCAGGAGCUGCAGCACGGGGAGGUGGAGCCCGGCGACGCGGAUGAGCCUACUCCAGCGGGGCCAGCACCUUCUCGGCCUCCUGUGGCUCCCCUGUCGCUCGCGCCGAGGCCCCAGAGGCGACGGUUGGCCAGGCUCGACGCCCAUCAGGGCGAUGCAUCUUCAUCGGCAUCGGGGGCCCCUGUCCCCGAGCAGCGCGCCGACUUCCAGCAGGGGGCCCCGUCGUUGAAGGGCGUUCACCGCGCGAAGUCCCUCGGCGUCGGCAUCGGGAAAGUGUCGCGCCCAGAUGAUGCUCGGUCGGACGCAGGCUCGGCCGUCGCCGACGAUGGCGACGCAAUGGGGGAGUCCAAGAAGAUGUCGGCUCUCAAGAGCCAGCUGAGGUCGCACAGCAUGGAAAAGGUCAUGGGCGCAUGCAAGGGCAUCUUGAGCGCCACUUCCGACAAGCACGCGAACUCCAAGAUCUGUGGGCGCCCCCCCCCCCCCCGCGAUCGGACAUUGACUUCUCCGGUCGACCUGCUCGCGCGCGCGUCGAAUAGGUGCUCCCGCUUGAAGGCGGGAGACGGAGAUGGUCAAGGGGAGGAUGCAGUGGCUGGCAUGGCGCAGAACCUCUUAGACGAGGCCGAGCGCCUGAGAUUCGUCGGCCAGCUCUUCAAGGAAGCUCGUCAUGACCCCGUGGCGUUCUGGAAUAGGUCGCUACACGUGGCUGAGAAAACAAUCAUCCAGAAGAUGGCCCCGAAGUUGGCGUCGAAUGUAUUCGUCGCUGCAGGCGCCGGGGCAGUUUCGAAAGUAGAGCUCGCGGGCCUCGCCAGUGCUUAUGCGCCUGCGGUGGCGGCUGCCAGGGCAAUCAUGAGGUUCGCUGCCUCCAAGGACGACGACUCGAUGAGCUGCAGUUUCCUCCCCGAGUCGUCUCGAGACAGGGUGCAGCAGACCGUUGUCAUGGAGCUCGUCGAGAAGACGCUCGCCGCGUCCUCCGACGACUUCCAGAGCACGCGGGCUGCCCUCGUCGACGCGGGGGCCCCCGCAGAGACCCAGAACUCCUUCUGGCUGCGAGGUGCCGCCGAUCUGGUCUCGGCCGGCCUACGUGGACUUGAGCAUCGUCGCGUCUUUCUCUGGUUUGCUGAAGCGCGGCGUCAACGCGAGCCCCCAGCUCGCCGCCGUCGCCAGGGUCGUGUCGGAGAAGAAGUGCGAGACCAGCUUGAGGCUCCGAGCUUCCUCGAACAGGAGGGGCAAGCCCAACCAGCUCGGCGUCUCCUGCUGGGCACGGUGGGCCAGGUCGCCGCAUUGGGGAACGACCUGCAGUCAGCGGCGGCUCGUUUCAAGGGCCUCUGGAGCGAGUUCAGAGACAUCCGCCUCCCAGUUGAUAACUAUGAAGAUACCUUGUUCCUGGUCGGAGGCUUCAUCGAUGAAGGGCAGUCCGUCAAGAUCUUGGACGCAGUGCAGCUGAGGGCCAACAUCGACAGCGAGACACAGUCGCAGGACCUAGACGCCACCAUCGCCAAGGCUCGGUUCACGAAGCUGAUGAACGACCUCGAGGAGGUCAUCGAGGGGACUGCUGGCGAAGCUCUCACCCCGCACGUCAUCGAUCGGAUGCUGGAGCCCCCGCCGACUGGCGGACACGGGCACGAGGCGGACCGGCACUGGGCCGCUGACACUUUUCGGUGCAUGAUGCAACUUGUGAUCUUUCGCGAUAACUUGGAGUCGGCGCUGGAUCGUGGGCGGCCUUGGUCUAAGCUGAUGCUUGAGUUUCGGGCCAGGCUCAGUCUUCUCGUCGACGUCAGCCAGGCAGCGGUGUGCGAGAACGACAAGAACUACCUGGGCGCCCUCCGCACUUGGUCUUCUCUCUGGGUUCGCCAGCAGCGCAUUGCCAUCACCGACGUGUCGCUCGGGGCGCGGAGGAGUGAGGCAAUGAACGCCCUGACGGUCCUGCGAUCGUCUUCGAUCGAGGUCGCGGCGACUCGUGCUUUCAAGAACGUGCUGGACUUUCGCAAGGGGCUCGAUGACGGACGGCAUCAUCCAGUUGGCCACCCAGCUGCAG